Spinacia oleracea (spinach) is the source of this 1991-nucleotide messenger RNA. RefSeq names its product transcription initiation factor TFIID subunit 15. The record is from RefSeq and is a predicted model, not a curated record. NCBI's taxonomy places the organism in Eukaryota, Viridiplantae, Streptophyta, Magnoliopsida, Caryophyllales, Amaranthaceae. Gene Ontology annotation, molecular function: RNA binding. The coding region runs from base 240 to 1436 and encodes 398 amino acids. The transcript is spliced from 8 exons.
UACCCCAUCAAAGCAAAAUAGAAAAAAUUAAUUUAAAAAUAAUCAGCAGAAUUUGCGAAAAUCUUCGAGGCAGAGAGGAAAAACUGAAGAGGAGAGAGAAAGAAAGGGGUAUCCACUAAAUCCACCAUCCAGCGGCGGCGAAGCUAGAUCUUUCCGGUAAAUAUCCGGCGGAAGCCACUCAUUCGCAAGGGCUUGCUGCUGGUUGCUUUUGCGGCAUUUUGAAUGAAAAUUGGAGCAUAAUGGCAAACUAUCUGGGCAGAGGUGUUCCCGCAAAUGGGUCUAUUUAUGUUUGUAACUUACCUGAAGGGACUGAUGAUAACAUGUUGGCGGAAUUCUUCGGCACCAUUGGUUUGAUUAAGAAAGAUAAAAGAACUGGUCAACCGAAGAUAUGGUUGUACCAUGAUAAAGUGACAAACGAACCAAAGGGAGAUGCAACAAUAACCUAUGAAGAUCCACAUGCUGCUGCAGCUGCUGUGGAGUGGUUCAAUAAUAAGGAAUUUCAUGGAAACGUAAUUGGUGUAUUCAUAGCACAGUCAAAGAAUAAGGGUGAUACAGUGGAUACAGGUGUACCCGUUGCUGUACCUGCAGUUGAACCUGCAGCUGUACCUGGUGAUUUUGGUGAUCCUCUUGAAGAUGCUAUGGACCUGAAUGGGGGUGGUGGAAGAGGUAGAGGCCGGGGUGAUGCUUCUGGAAAAGCGUGGCAACAGGACGGUGAUUGGAUGUGUCCAAAUACAAGUUGUACCAAUGUGAACUUCGCUUUUCGUGGUGUUUGCAAUCGAUGUGGAACUGCCCGGCCUGCUGGUGCCUCUGGUGGUGCAGCGGGUGGUGGCAGAGGAAGAGGUCGUGGAACUGCUGAUGCUGGUGGUCCUGCACGAGCAGCCACUGGUCCAACAACUGGACUUUUUGGUCCUAAUGAUUGGUCUUGUCCCAUGUGUGCUAAUAUCAACUGGGCAAAACGUUUGAAGUGCAACAUUUGCAACACUAAUAAACCUGGUAUCAGUGAGGGAGGUGUAAGGGGAGGACGUGCUGGUGGGUACAAGGAACUUGACGAGGAAGAGUUAGAGGAGACAAAGAGACGUCGGCGGGAAGCUGAAGAUGAUGGAGAGAUGUAUGAUGAGUUUGGCAAUCUCAAGAAAAAGUUCCGUAUAAAACCCCAUGAAACUGAUACAGGAAAGGUGCUUCCAGGAGCAGGGCGUGCAGGGUGGGAAACUGAGGAAAUAGGCGUAGGUGAUAGAGACCGAGAAAGGAGCAGGGAUAGGGGGAGAGAUCAUGGAGACAGAGAGAACAGGAGCAGAGAGCGUGACAGUAGGGAUCGGCUCGGGAGCAGAAGCAGAGAGAGGGAUAGGGAUAGGGAUCGGGGAAGGGAGUAUCGGGAUAGAGAUCAUGACAGGGACCAAGACUACAGCAGGGAUAGGGAUCGCUACAGAUAUCGAUAACAUUAUUAGCUGAUUGAUCACAGCUUCCAUGGUUCUUGUUAGUUUAACAGAACCAUGUACCUGUUACGUUAGGAGGCUACGACUGCUUUUCACAUGCCAUAGCUUGCUUGUAGGUAGAAGAAUUUCUUGUUGAUUGGAUCCCGAGUGAUGUUUGCUAUGUGCAAACAGGAUAGCUGAAAACUGAAAUAGUCUUUCCUGAAAAGGAACCUAUUUUGAAUCGGUAUGCUCUGAAAGUCGGAACUUGAAUUGCAUCGUCUCUUUUGACAAGAUCAUUUGAUCUGUUUUUUCAUCGUGGUAUGAUACUACGAUGUCAAUCAAGAUAUCUAUUGGGGGACAAUGUUAGGAAGGACAAGGUUGGUUAUGUUGAAUGUAUUGAUUGUAUCGGUUUUGGUUUUCUUGGAUUGUAUUCACUCCAUUGAGUCCAGAAAGGUACGGUUUUUGUUGUUAGGAAACCGGAAAACUUUCUCUGAAUCUGGAACCACGAGGAUUUGUCAAGAAUCCUGAAUGAAAGAAAUAUUUUUCUUUGGGAAAUCAUUUAAUUGUGAAUUUGUGAUA